Molecule: messenger RNA, 2129 nt
Organism: Triticum dicoccoides
Lineage: Eukaryota; Viridiplantae; Streptophyta; Magnoliopsida; Poales; Poaceae
Product: cytochrome P450 709B1-like
Exons: 5
Coding region: 90-1976 (628 amino acids)
Molecular function (GO): monooxygenase activity; iron ion binding; oxidoreductase activity, acting on paired donors, with incorporation or reduction of molecular oxygen
Source: RefSeq, a predicted model, not a curated record
GUCUCACAAGGGAAACACACACACAUUUACAGGUCGCUGAUAUUUUCACCCUUAUCCUGAAUCUUGAGUGACCACCGGUCCGGUCCACCAUGGGUCUCGUCUGGAUGGUGGCGGCCGCCGUGGCGGCGGUGCUGGCCUCGUGGGCGUUCAACGCGCUGGUGUACCUCGUGUGGAGGCCGCGGGCCAUCACCAGGCAGCUCCGCGCGCAGGGCGUCGGCGGGCCGGGCUACAGGUUCCUCGCCGGCAACCUCGCCGAGAUCAAGCGGCUCCGCGCCGACACCGCCGGCGCCGCGCUGGACGUCGGCAACCACGACUUCGUCCCCAUGGUCCAGCCGCACUUCCACAAAUGGAUCCCCAUCCACGGGCGCACGUUCCUGUACUGGUUCGGGGCGAGGCCGAGCCUGUGCGUGGCCGACGUGAACAUGGUGAAGCAGGUGCUCUCCGACCGCGGCGGGCUGUACCCCAAGAACCUCGGGAACCCGCACAUCGCCCGGCUGCUCGGCAAGGGGCUCGUGCUCACCGACGGCGACGACUGGAAGCGCCACCGCAAGGUCGUCCACCCGGCCUUCAACAUGGACAAGCUCAAGAUGAUGACGGUGACCAUGUCCGACUGUGCCGGGUCAAUGAUGUCGGAGUGGACGGCAAAGAUGGAGAAGGGGGGCAGCGUGGAGAUUGAGCUGAGCCACCAGUUCGAGGAGCUCACCGCGGAUGUCAUCUCUCACACGGCAUUCGGAAGCAGCUACGAACAAGGGAAAAAGGUCUUCCUCGCGCAGAAGGAGCUCCAGUUCCUUGCCUUCUCCACCGUAUUCAACGUGCAAAUCCCAGCAUUAAGGUACCUUCCAACCGAAAAGAACCUCAGGAUAUGGAAGCUUGACAAGGAGGUGAGGACCAUGCUGAUGAACAUCAUCAAAACCCGUCUUGCCACCAAAGACACCAUGGGCUACGGCAACGACCUGCUUGGGCUUAUGUUAGAGGCGUGCGCGGCAGAGGGUGGCCAUAAUCCGAUUUUGAGUAUGGACGAGAUCAUAGAUGAGUGCAAGACCUUCUUCUUUGCCGGGCAUGACACCAGCUCGCACCUGCUCACAUGGACCAUGUUCUUGCUGAGCACGCACCCCGAGUGGCAGGAGAAGCUCAGGGAGGAGGUGCUAAGAGAGUGUGGCAGUGAGGUUCCCACCGGUGACAUGCUCAACAAACUGCACUUGGUUAACAUGUUUCUACUGGAAACUCUCAGGUUAUACGCCCCUGUGUCGCUCAUUCAGAGGAAGGCGGGUUCGGAUCUUGAGGUUGGUGGCAUCAAAGUGCCUGAGGGCACGGUUUUGACGAUCCCCAUCGCGAUGAUCCAUCGUGACAAGGAGGUAUGGGGAGAAGAUGCCAACGAAUUCAAGCCUAUAAGGUUCGAGAAUGGAGUGACGAGGGCCGGAAAGCACCCCAAUGCCUUGUUGUCUUUCUCCAGUGGGCCGAGGUCAUGCAUUGGGCAGAACUUUGCAAUGAUAGAGGCCAAGGCUGUGAUCGCCGUGAUUCUUCAGAGAUUCUCAUUUUCCCUAUCACCUAAGUAUGUCCAUGCCCCAAUGGACGAGAAACUCAGGGAGGAGGUCCUACGAGAGUGUGGCAGUGAGGUACCUACCGGUGACAUGCUCAACAAACUGCACUUGGUCAACAUGUUCCUACUAGAAACUCUGAGGUUAUACGCCCCUGUGUCGCUCAUUCAGAGGAAUGCGGGUUCGGAUCUUGAGGUUGGUGGCAUCAAAGUGCCUGAGGGCAUGGUCCUAACGAUCCCCAUCGCGACGAUACAUCGUGACAAGGAGGUAUGGGGAGAAGAUGUCAACGAAUUCAAGCCUAUGAGGUUCGAGAAUGGAGUGACUAGGGCCGGAAAGCACCCCAAUGCCUUGUUGUCUUUCUCCAGUGGGCCGAGGUCGUGCAUAGGGCAGAACUUUGCAAUGAUCGAGGCCAAGGCUGUGAUCGCCGUGAUUAUUUAGAUGUUCUCAUUCUCCCUAUCACCGAAGUAUGUCCAUGCCCCCAUGGAUGUGAUCACGCUGCGGCCUAAGUACGGGCUCCCCAUGAUCAUCAAGAGCCUAGAGAUGUAGAAAAAGGUGUAUGGUGUUAAGUAUAACACAAGGUUUUUUGUAUUA